CGCCGCCGCCGCCAUCGCCCGGCGUGAGGAGAGCCAGAGCCGCCGGCGCCGAGACCCCGCUGCCCGCCCCUGAGGAGAAUGUCCCAGAAAUCUUGGAUAGAAAAUACUUUCACCAAACGGGAAUGUGUGUACAUUAUACCAAGUUCAAAGGAUCCUCACAGAUGUCUUCCAGGAUGUCAGAUUUGUCAGCAACUUGUCAGGUGUUGCUGUGGUCGCUUGGUCCGGCAACAUGCUUGCUUUACUGCAAGUCUUGCUAUGAAAUAUUCAGAUGUGAAACUGGGUGAAAAUUUUAAUCAAGAGAUAGAAGAAUGGUCAGUAGAAAAACAUACCGAACAGAGUUCAACAGAUGCUUAUGGUGUCAUUAAUUUUCAAGGAGGUUCUCAUUCCUACCGAGCUAAGUAUGUGCGAUUGUCAUAUGACACCAAACCUGAAGCUAUCCUGCAGCUUAUGCUUAAAGAAUGGCAGAUGGAACUGCCAAAGCUGGUUGUUUCAGUUCAUGGAGGAAUGCAGAAAUUUGAGCUUCAUCCGCGCAUUAAACAAUUACUUGGUAAAGGCCUUAUUAAAGCUGCAGUUACAACAGGAGCCUGGAUUAUAACUGGAGGAGUAAAUACAGGUGUUGCAAAACAUGUUGGUGAUGCCCUUAAGGAACAUGCUUCUCGAUCAUCUCGAAAGAUUUGCACUAUUGGUAUAGCUCCUUGGGGAGUGAUUGAAAACAGAAAUGACCUCGUUGGGAGAGAUAUUGUUGCUCCAUAUCAAACCCUGCUAAAUCCUUUAAGUAAAUUAAAUGUCCUGAAUAAUCUUCAUUCCCAUUUCAUACUGGUGGACGAUGGAACAGUUGGAAAAUAUGGAGCAGAAGUAAAGCUACGGCGAGAACUGGAAAAAACUAUCAACUUGCAAAGGAUCCAUGCAAGAAUCGGUCAGGGGGUCCCUGUGGUGGCGCUCAUAUUUGAAGGCGGUCCCAACGUUAUCCUUACAGUUUUGGAAUACCUUCAGGAAAGUCCUCCUGUUCCAGUAGUGGUCUGUGAGGGGACUGGCAGAGCCGCAGACAUCCUGGCUUAUGUUUAUAAGCAAACAGAAGAGGGAGGAAAUAUUCCUGAUGGAGCAGAGCCUGAAAUCAUUUCAACCAUCAAAAAGACAUUUAACUUUGGGCAGAGUGAAGCAGUUCAUUUGUUCCAGACAUUGUUGGAGUGCAUGAAAAAAAAAGAACUUAUCACUGUGUUCCAUAUUGGGUCCGAUGAGCAUCAAGAUAUAGAUGUUGCAAUCCUUACAGCGCUACUAAAAGGCACAAAUGCUUCUGCAUUUGACCAGCUUGUCCUUACACUUGCAUGGGAUAGAGUUGACAUUGCCAAAAAUCAUGUUUUUGUUUAUGGUCAACAGUGGCUGGUUGGAUCUUUGGAGCAGGCUAUGUUAGAUGCCCUUGUGAUGGACCGAGUUGCCUUUGUGAAGCUUCUUAUUGAAAAUGGAGUAAGCAUGCACAAAUUUCUUACAAUUCCCAGGCUGGAAGAACUUUACAACACUAAACAAGGCCCAACAAAUCCAGCUCUCUUUCACCUUGUACGAGAUGUCAAACAGGGAAACCUUCCUCCAGGAUAUAAACUCACUUUGAUUGAUGUGGGACUUGUUGUUGAAUAUUUGAUGGGUGGAACAUACCGGUGUACUUAUACCCGAAAGCGCUUCAGAGUGAUAUACAACAGUCUCAGUGGCAGUAAUCGGCGCUCUGGACGAAAUGCUUCGAGCAGCACCCCUCAAAUGCGUAAAAGCCAUGAACCUUUUGGUAACAGGGUGGAUAAGAAAGAAAAAAUGCGGCAUAAUCACUUCAUCAAAACUGCGCAGCCUUACAAACCAAAGGCCGAUACCACUACAGAAGAAGGAAAAAAGAAAAAAACCAAAGAUGACAUAGUAGAUAUUGAUGAUCCAGAAACAAGACGCUUUCCUUAUCCUCUUAAUGAAUUGUUACUAUGGGCAGUGCUGAUGAAGAGACAAAAAAUGGCCCUCUUUUUCUGGCAGCAUGGUGAAGAAUCCAUGGCAAAGGCCUUAGUGGCUUGCAAGCUAUAUCGUUCAAUGGCCUAUGAAUCCAAACAAAGUGACCUUGUUGAUGAUACCUCGGAAGAACUUAAGCAAUAUUCCAAUGAGUUUGGGCAGCUGGCAGUUGAGCUACUGGAGCAGUCAUUCCGACAAGAUGAAACUAUGGCUAUGAAGUUGCUAACUUAUGAGUUAAAAAACUGGAGCAAUGCUACCUGCCUUAAACUAGCAGUGUCUUCACGUCUUCGCCCUUUUGUAGCUCACACUUGUACACAAAUGUUGUUGUCUGAUAUGUGGAUGGGAAGGCUUAACAUGAGGAAGAAUUCUUGGUACAAGGUGAUACUGAGCAUCUUAGUCCCCCCUACCAUACUAAUGCUGGAAUAUAAAACCAAGGCAGAAAUGUCCCAUAUUCCUCAGUCUCAAGACGCACAUCAGAUGACAAUGGAAGAUAGUGAAAACAACUUCCAAAACAUAGCAGAAGAGAUACCAAUGGAAGUGUUUAAAGAAGUAAGGGUCUUGGACAGUACCGAAGGAAAGCAUGACAUGGAGACAAUGAUAAAACCGAAGAGGCUUCCCAUUACACGAAAGUUUUAUGCCUUCUAUCAUGCACCAAUAGUGAAAUUCUGGUUUAACACGUUGGCUUACUUAGGAUUUCUGAUGCUUUAUACCUUUGUGGUUCUUGUGAAAAUGGAGGAGCUACCUUCAGUUCAAGAAUGGAUUGUCAUUGCAUACAUCUUCACGUUGGCUAUUGAGAAGAUCCGUGAGAUCUUUAUGUCAGAAGCUGGGAAGAUUAGUCAGAAGGUUAAAGUGUGGUUUAAUGAUUACUUCAACGUCAGUGAUACAAUAGCCAUUAUCACUUUCUUCAUUGGUUUUAUACUAAGAUUUGGAGCAAAAGGGAACUUCAAUAAAAAUACUUACGAAGUAAAUUAUAUUUUCGUUGCUGGAAGACUAAUUUACUGCCUGAAUAUAAUCUUUUGGUAUGUGAGAUUACUGGAUUUUUUGGCUGUAAACCAACAUGCUGGACCUUAUGUUAUGAUGAUUGGGAAAAUGGUAGCCAACAUGUUUUACAUUGUAGUGAUUAUGGCACUUGUCUUACUCAGUUUUGGAGUCCCCAGGAAGGCAAUACUUUAUCCAAAUGAAGAACCAUCCUGGGUUCUAGCAAAAGAUAUUGUGUUUCAGCCUUACUGGAUGAUCUUUGGUGAAGUUUAUGCCUACGAAAUUGAUGUAUGUGCAAAUAAUUCUGACCCUAAUGUUAAAAGCCUCUGUGUGACGGGAUCAUGGCUGACACCAUUUCUGCAGUCUGUCUACCUUUUUGUACAGUACAUUAUUAUGGUCAAUCUCCUCAUCGCUUUUUUCAACAAUGUGUAUUUACAAGUCAAAGCCAUUUCCAACAUUGUAUGGAAAUAUGAGCGUUAUCAUUUCGUUAUGGCUUACCAUGAGAAACCUAUCCUGCCCCCUCCUCUUAUCAUUCUUAGUCAUAUGGCUUCCCUGUUCUGCUGUGUAUGCAAGCAAAGAAAGAAAGACAAAACUUCAGAUGGGCCAAAACUGUUUCUAACAGAAGAAGAUCAAAAGAAACUUCAUGAUUUUGAAGAGUUAUGUGUUGAGAUGUAUUUCAACGAAAAAGAUGACAAAUUCCAUUCUGGCAGUGAAGAGAGAAUUAGAGUAACUUCUGAACGCGUUGAGCAAAUGUGCAUCCAAAUCAAGGAGGUUGGCGACAGAGUCAACUAUAUCAAACGUUCAUUGCAUUCUCUAGAUACGCAAAUUGGCCACUUACAGGACCUCUCUGCUCUUACAGUGGAUACUUUGAAAACCUUAACUGCACAGAAGGCCUCAGAAGCUAGCAAGGUCCACAAUGAAAUUACGCGGGAACUGAGUAUUUCAAAGCAUUUGGCACAGAACCUCAUUGACGACGGUCCGCUAAGAUCUUCCAUUUGGCGAAAGCACAGCAUUGGCAACAUGUUUGGUUCUUCUUUUCCCCAAGGAGGCCUCGAGAGUAAUAAUGCUGUGCUGUGCAACAUUUCUAUGCAAGACGAAAGAGAUUCUGGACAUAAGAUGACUAGUCUCCCCAAAGGGGACGAAUUCAACUUUCCAGAGGCAGGUUCCUCAGGCAGUGCCUUCAUUCCAAGAGCUCUUUCUCCCCCAGAACUCCGUCAAAGAGCACAGGGUACAGACAUAUCAAAAUGCAGUAAUAAAAAUAAAAAAUCAGGCAGUUCUUUAAGCAGCAUGCCUCAUCGAACGUCUCCGACAGCUAAAUUUUUCGUUAGCACUCCUUCUCAGCCAAGUUGUAAGCACCCGAUAGAAAAUGCCACAAAGGAUGGCGAAGUUGUAGUCCUGAAGGCUGCCGAUGGAGAGAAUGCUGUUGAAUUUGGUGCAUUUGUGGGUCACAGAGACAGCAUGGAAUUGCAACGAUUUAAAGAGACGGUGGUUAAGAAUAAAGUAACAAGCGAUAAUAUUGAGGAGCAACAGGAAGACUUCAAAAAAGUCAUUUUGGAAUGCAUGGAGACCACAAAGGGUCAGGGCAGUAGUAAUACAGAAGGCAACCUGAGGCAUGUUAGUUCAUGUGGUGGCUUUACUGACUAUCAUAGAAGCUCGUUAGCAGCACGCUCAGAGCAAACGCACAAUAAGAGCAGAAGAACUUCAAUUGAAGAGUCUCAUCAGGUAGAUUCCAAGGCAGCCUUACUCACAGAUUGGUUACAGGGUCGACCUUCAUACAGCAAUCAAAUGUCUUCUGAGGAAGAUGCACUGAAUGGUAUUGCUUCUCCUUUUAAGCCCAUCAUGGAUACCACCUACUACUAUUCGGCUGUCGAAAGAAAUAACUUGAUGAGGUUGUCACAGAGCAUACCUUUCACUCCAGUGCCUCCGAGAGGUGAACCAGUCACUGUGUAUCGUCUUGAAGAAAGCUCUCCAAACAUCUUGAACAACAGCAUGUCUUCCUGGUCUCAGUUGGGUCUUUGUGCCAAAAUUGAAUUCUUAAGCAAGGAGGAGAUGGGGGGAGGCUUGCGGCGAGCCCUCAAGGUGGCCUGCACCUGGUCAGAGUACGACAUCCUGAAAUCAGGCCACCUUUAUAUCAUCAAAUCCUUUCUCCCAGAAGUUGUCAAUACUUGGUCAAGCAUUUAUAAAGAAGAGACAGUAUUACAUCUCUGUUUAAGAGAAAUUCAGCAGCAGAGGGCUGCACAGAAGCUCACUUUUGCUUUCAAUCAGAUGAAGCCCAAAUCUAUUCCAUAUUCUCCAAGGUUCUUGGAAGUAUUCCUCUUAUAUUGCCAUUCAGCUGGGCAAUGGUUUGCAGUUGAGGAAUGCAUGACUGGAGAGUUCAGAAAGUACAAUAACAACAAUGGAGAUGAAAUAAUUCCAACCAACAUGUUAGAGGAGGUCAUGUUAGCCUUCAGCCACUGGACCUAUGAAUAUACGCGAGGAGAAUUGUUGGUCCUUGAUCUACAAGGUGUUGGAGAAAAUUUGACAGAUCCCUCUGUGAUAAAAUCUGAAGAAAAAAGGUCAAACGAUAUGGUAUUUGGUCCUGCAAACCUAGGAGAAGAUGCCAUCAAAAACUUCAGAGCUAAGCACCACUGCAACUCAUGCUGCAGGAAACUGAAGCUUCCAGAUUUGAAGAGAAAUGACUACACGCCCGAUAAAAUCCUGCUGCCUCAAGAUGAUUCUCCAGAACUGACCAUCCAGCCUGGGAGCUGCACCAAAGAAUCAGACCCAGCCAGUUCCAGUCAAGUGAUGCUGUAGCGAGACACGCGGUGCUUCUCUGGCUGUAACCAAACGUUCGCAAAAGGUCACAGGGUUCUCCUGCCCUUCUUUUCCCUGCGCUGUAAUCGGAUAGAGGGCUUCAGCGAAACAAAAAAGGCUACGUGAAUAAGGACCGACGUGUUUUGAUGGCUCUGGUACAGUCAACCGGCCCGUUCUAGAGGGGCCUAGCAAAAUAGGGAAAUCACCUGUGGAGUUGCGGCUGGCGGCUGGCGGCUGUUCUUUUUGCGUGUUUUUUUUAAAAAAGAUUGAAUGAAAUUAAGUAUUUAUGAAAUAGCUUUUAAAAGAGGCAUUUUAGCGGAAGGAAAACCUUACAUUUUACCUUGGUCCACGGAGGGGAUUCCCCCAACCCUCCACCUUCAUUCUAUAGUGCAAUAUGCCCUUGACCAAAUGACAUUUUUGGUUUUGAUGGUUUAAGGCAGAUUGUUUUUGGGCUUUUUGGCAGCUGGUUUCUGUCAUCUGGCUAGAGAAAUGGGAGAGCCCUCCCACCCACCCCACCCACGCCUUCCACGCACAGAUACUGAAGGAUUCUUUGACCCUUCUCAGGGCGUCUUAGAUAUGCUUUCUCCACUCAGUGCCAUGUAUGUUUUAUGUGGCCCAGUGGGAUGAGGCUUCUCCUAAGGAUCUGUCCAUUUUCAGUGCCAGCAAGCUGAGCCCCAGGGAACAGGGACUACUGUUUCCAAACAAGAAGUGAUGGUUUGUCUCCUGCAUCAGGAUUCAUCCUCAGAAGUGUGGAGCCAGUUCUCGUGGGAUGGAUUGUGCGUAAUGAAAUCCCCCGCCUUUUUUUAAAAAAGCGAUACAUUUCAGUUUUAUCAAGUCACUGUCAAAUAGUAGUAAAGCCACCCGAGAAGAUUGGGAGGGAGGGAGGAGGGUUUCUAAUCACAUUUAUAUAAUGGAACAAAACAGCAUAGAAGCUGGUCUCAGAUAAGUUGCCUUGUACAAUGAACAGGUAUUAGGGAAGUGCUAUUUCUUGUUACGUAGUGGCUGCUUCAGAAGCGUUGCCUUCCAAAGAUCGCCUAAAACCAGUAUAUGAAUGCUGAAUGUACACGUGAACAUUUUAGGGUCCCUUCUGAUGUUACCGCUGCCCUGCGGCACCUGCGUCAUGGCGCCUUCCCGGCUGUUCAGGUGACAACCGAAGCCCCAGGCCAUGUGAUGCGAGUCCUCGUUGGGUCUCCUUGCUGUGCCACUGUUGCCACCAUUUCCGGCAGGAGCAAUGGUGGCGCAGGAAGGAGCGGCGGAGUGGGGGCGCCUCUCAUGUGACCGGCUCCUUCUAAUGCCCCUUGUGGUGCUGUAAGUAGCUGUGCUGCUGUUGUGGUUUCCACACCACCCAAAUCAACUUCACAAGGGGCCCCUCAGUUGUAUUUAAUAUUGUGUGACAACACCUUUAAUGUUAUGUUAUAUAUGGAACUUAUUUAAAAGAAAAGAAAAUAGGGUUGGAUUUACAUUAUGUAAUGUACGGGAGAUUGCAAUGCAACUUUAUGCCAAUAAAAUGUAAUUUACCUGUCCCAAAUUUGUUGAAUAUUCAACAAGAAGAACCUGUUGUCCAACUGAAGUCUCAUGCUGCAACUUUUUUUUUGUUACAUAGGUACUAAUUGUAAUUUUUAAUUGAAAGGCAUCAUAAACGCCCAGUAAUUAUUAUUUUUUAAUUCUGUAGUGUAUCUUAUAGAUACAGACAUUAAGGCACGAACACAAUAGCUGUUUAAAUGGUGGUUUAUGUCGCUGGGGGAGGAAAGGUAUAGUGCAUUAAAGAUAUAAAACUGUAUACAUUUUGUAUAUCAAUAAAUCUUUAAACAAUCCCAAAUAAAUUUAUUCUUGUUUAGACUGUU
This is a messenger RNA of Elgaria multicarinata webbii, 7595 nucleotides long. RefSeq names its product transient receptor potential cation channel subfamily M member 7 (gene TRPM7). Gene Ontology annotation, biological process: monoatomic cation homeostasis; monoatomic cation transmembrane transport; protein tetramerization. Lineage: Eukaryota; Metazoa; Chordata; Lepidosauria; Squamata; Anguidae. Gene Ontology annotation, molecular function: ATP binding; calcium channel activity; protein serine/threonine kinase activity. The transcript has 40 exons. The coding region runs from base 79 to 5751 and encodes 1890 amino acids. Gene Ontology annotation, cellular component: plasma membrane. The record is from RefSeq and is a predicted model, not a curated record.